AUGACAUUAUCAUUAUUAAAUGAAAUUAAAAUUGAAAUUCGUUCUUUACUUAUUUCAUCAAAAAAUGGUCUUACAGAAGAUGAAUUAUGUCAUGAUUAUUCAUUAUUUAAUUCUCAACGUUUAUUACCUUAUGAUAUAUUCGGUUAUUCAACAAUAACAGAUUUUCUUAAUUCAUUAACUGAUAUUUUAUAUCGUUCAUCAGAUGGAUAUAUUUAUCCUAUUGUUGAUCAGACAACUGAACAUAUAUUUAAAUUUGUUCAACAACAACGUACAAAGAAAAAAACGAUUAAUACUAAACAAACAUCAUUUGUAUAUUAUCAACAGGAAUAUAAUUAUGUUCGACAAGAAAAAGUUAGUAAAAUGACAAAAAUUCAAAAUUUUAUAACUGAAUCAAAUCGUCAUCGUCGACAACAUAAUCCAUAUCAAUAUGCUGAACAAUAUGGAAAUCGAUAUGGACUUUAUGGACCAGGUGGACAAGGUUGGGUAAAUAAUUAUCAUAAUCGUUAUCCAAAUCAAAAUUAUGCUUGGAAUACUAAUUCUAAUUGGAAUCAAGGUCAUCGACGUCCUGAAUGGUAUUAUAAUUCAGCAAAAAUAAUUCAACCAUCACUUAUUUCUUUGAUUUUUUUAACUUUUUCGUUGGUUUUUUCUUUUUAA
Molecule: messenger RNA, 654 nt
Organism: Rotaria sp. Silwood1
Lineage: Eukaryota; Metazoa; Rotifera; Eurotatoria; Philodinida; Philodinidae
Source: the annotation of a GenBank genome assembly